UCUGUUUCAUUUAUAUUUACUGAGGGAUAAUCACUUGGAGAGCAACAAUCACCAGCCGGAAUACUAAGACUGACUUUUGUUUUAUGCCCUUUCUCAGUCGAGGGUCUAGAAAACGAAUUGUUGCAUCCCCUCUAGCAUAUUUUAACUCCCCUCUGUUAACUGGGUAAAAAGCAAGAUCGAUUUCUUGGACCUUCAUAGUUUAACGGAGAUAGCAGGUUUAUAUUGCACUCCUCCGAUCGAGGAGGUGCCGCAGAGUUUCAAAAAUACUGGCUGUCGGAAGCAGGAAGUGGACGACGUGAAGUAUCAUAACCAAAAUAACAUUGUUGAGCUCACACCAUGUAAACUUUCGACUUAAGAAGAGUUAAAUGCAAGAAGCUGACAGCUUUCCAGGAGUACAGAUCAUCACAAUCCUCUGCGUGAAAUUAUGGCCUGGAUUUUGUGGUCAGUGGCAACGGUGUGGAAUUCACCAUUGCCGUCACGAAGAAAUCAGGACUCACCUGGUUCAUAGUCUGAAGCAGGAUCUUGCUCCUCCUGCUGCAGCAGGGCUCCAGCAGCAAAGCCAUUGACACCCAGCAGCGAGCCGCAUUGUCAACGAAGUCAAGCACCCAUUGACAUCACGAAAUGAAGACACGCCCCUCGAGGUCAAGCAGCCAACCAGCUAUGUCUACAGAAGCAGAUGCAAUUGGAAAGAUGUUGAACCAAUUUGAAAUAAAGAAGCCUGCUGAUCUGACUCUGGAGUACUGGAUCACAUGUUGGGAAAAGCAACAAAUCAGAUUUCACCUCAAUAAUGUACAUGAAAUGUUGAAAAAACACCUGGAUGUUUUGCUAAAUGGGAGAAAGGAAAUCCGUAUAUUUUUCCCACUUUGUGGGAAGGCAGUGGAUAUGAAAUGGCUCGCUGAUCAGGGGCAUACUGUUGUUGGUGUGGAACUAUCUGAAAUCGCAGUAAAACAAUUUUUCACAGAACAAAAUCUGCCCUACAUUCAAGAACCUGUACCAGGGAUGCCAGGUGCAGAUGUAUUUAAGACUCCUGAAGGGCAGAUUUCUCUGUUUCGGUGCAAUAUAUUUGACUUGUCAAGUUUAAUUGCUGGGCAGUUUGAUGGGAUCUGGGACCGAGGUUCUCUGCAACCUCUCAACAGCUCUGACAGACAACGUUAUAGCAAACUAAUGAUAACGCUCAUGGCCAAAGGAUGUCGAUACCUUUUGGACACUUUAGUCUGCACUAAAAGUGAUUUUGAUGGUUUACCACCCAAGAUCUCAGAAUCUGAAACUCGGAAUUUGUUUGGUCAUGCCUGCAACAUUCAGUUGCUGGACUCAUCUGGCACACUGACUGGUAAACAAAAACUGUGGGGUCUGGAAUCCUUCAUUGAGGAAGUUCAUCUCAUUACACUGAAGACGGAUUCUUCCUGAAUACUCAUUUAAUAACACAGGCUCUAUUCAUUUUUUAAAAUCAUCGCUUUAUUCUAAUUUUCCCAAUUUUCAAGAUGGCUGGGGCGCAGUUCAAUGGGUGCCCUCACCGAGGUCAUUCAUUUGCUGUGACACGAAGCAAUGGCAAGCUAUUUAACCAUGCGAUUUUAUAUCAAGUGAAUUAAUGCACUUUAUUUCCUUUCCUUGUAGUGAUGGAAUCCCAAUUUUUGUGUGGUGUAUCAUUGACAUACAGACAUUUAAGGAAUCAAAUUGUCUUAAAUUUCCAUUGGUGACUCAGGGCCAUGUUUCACUGAGGUUGAUCCAUUGACCAGUGCUAGAUCAAUCUUCACGUGACUUCAUGAUUCAGUUGUGCUUGACUAUAAUUUCCAUAUCAUGGAGCUUAUACCAUUUUCUAGUAUCACAAGGAAAGACUUCUUGAUGAUCUGCCCAUCUCUGUCACACGAAGACAUAUGUCUGAAGUUCUUUGUUUUAUUUCUUAUAAUAAACACUCUGCCACAUUCAGAAGUGCAUCACUGUGCGUUUCCCAGUAUCACAAUCAUUUAUAAUUACACAGAAGACGUUUAGAAAAAAUGCCUUGUUUGUCAAGGAAAGCACAGGAAAUAAUGCUUGGUCAGUGUGUUAAUGACCACAUUAAAAUAAUUCAGCCUCAUAUUGUUUGUAACUGCUUCAAAACAGUAGCUUUGUAAUAGACACCCACCAAUUGUCCAAAUUUUCAUUUUUCAUUCAAUAUCUAAAUUGUAUAUGUAUAAAAAUAAAUCAACAACACAGAAA
Messenger RNA from Carcharodon carcharias (great white shark), 2196 nucleotides. RefSeq names its product probable thiopurine S-methyltransferase. The coding region runs from base 622 to 1407 and encodes 261 amino acids. The transcript is spliced from 10 exons. The record is from RefSeq and is a predicted model, not a curated record. Lineage: Eukaryota; Metazoa; Chordata; Chondrichthyes; Lamniformes; Lamnidae. Gene Ontology annotation, molecular function: thiopurine S-methyltransferase activity.